Messenger RNA from Pieris macdunnoughi, 306 nucleotides. NCBI's taxonomy places the organism in Eukaryota, Metazoa, Arthropoda, Insecta, Lepidoptera, Pieridae. The record is from the annotation of a GenBank genome assembly.
AUGAAUCAACCGUUGAUGAACGUAGGCAAUAAAGUUGAUUGGUGUACUGGGAUUCGGCUCUUUUCGUUCCACGCAAAGUAUCGACUUCUGGACGUCGCUCAAGAAGCAGGCGGGUCACUAAAUGGAGUACUAACCGCCGUCCAAGGAGGCUGCAAUGCCGGGGCUAGCGGGUGUGUUGCCGAUCAUUCAGGAAAUGGUCCGCUCUUUUCUGGAAGACCUCACCUCUACUGGGAUCUGGCUUCACAAAGAGAUGGCAAAAAGUGCCGUAAAAAGCUGUGUUCUGGAACGCCUGGUGUCAAGAUGUAA